Ornithodoros turicata is the source of this 3036-nucleotide messenger RNA. Its product is annotated as UDP-N-acetylglucosamine transporter TMEM241 homolog. The record is from RefSeq and is a predicted model, not a curated record. The transcript has 14 exons. Lineage: Eukaryota; Metazoa; Arthropoda; Arachnida; Ixodida; Argasidae. The coding region runs from base 119 to 1072 and encodes 317 amino acids.
UUUUUCUCAGAUCAGAUAUGUUGUUUCAGUUUCCCUCAACGUGUACAUUUCGGUUCGUGCGUUGUGUUUAAAUGCCAGCCAUUGCAAUUUUAUUACGUGAAGGGAUCGUAAUGAGCUUAUGCAUCGCAGCAGACCCGAGCUUCUUAUAUUUUCUUAUGUCGUUCUCUUCAUCCUGACUUUUCUGACAAACAAGUAUGUCCUGACUGUGGAAGGAUUCGCAUACCCAGCUGUUUUUCAGAGCUGGCAAGUGUUUGCAGGGUUCGUUGGGUUUCUACUAACAGUACUUUUUUCAAGAUGGAAAUGGCACGUUGGAUGUUUUGUAACUGUCGUCCAAUAUACAUGGAAGACCAUUCCUUUCUAUACUCUAAGCAUCUAUGCUGGCUCACGAGCACUCACAACUCUUCCAUUGGCCAUAUUUUUGGGAAUUCAUAAUUCACUUUCGUUACUCCAUUGUGGAAUGGACCUGGAUAUCACUGAGCAGAGCAUUUUCUUCAAUCCCACUUCAAAACAACUUGUUGCUUUCAUAUCAGUUGCUGUAAGCAGCAUGAUGCUAGUGAUUACAGUGCCAAAAAAUUUCGGAAAUGCCAUGUGGUGGAUGUUGUUACACGUCUGCAGUACUGGUAUUGUUCUAGCCCAUGAGAAGAUUUUUACGUAUUGCUCAAAAACAGACACAUUCAAUAGACAAGUUAUGCAUUACAUAUCAAGUUUUGUAAUUCUGUUACCUACAAGCUACAUUUUAGGGGACUUCCAUGCUGUACAGCACUAUCCUUUUCUAUCCUCUCCAGCUUUCUGGUCGACAUUUGUUAUAAGUGGCAUCGUAGGUUGUCUGCUUGCGUUGAUUCAUCAAAGUGCUCUCAGGGUAGACAUACCAGAGAUUAACCUCGUUGGGCUUGCAAAGGCACUCGUAUCAUUAUUGUCCUUGGUAUUAUUCGGCUUGCCACCUGUUCCCGAGCGUUACUUAUUUUGGACUACCCUCUCUUUAUUUGGAGCCAUGUUCUUACCGAAGGCAUCAAAUCAAGACUCCAAUAUCUGCUCGCAAGCUAGAGCUCGAUGUACUCUUGAGCAUGUAUAAUGAGAUUUGCGCUGUAGAGUCGUAGAAAUCAGGUCUGAAUGGUCACAGAACAUCAGGAUAAUUUCAAGAUAAGGGAGCAUUGAACGUGGUUCUUAGAAGCAUAAUUUUUAGGGCAUGGAAAUUUUAGAACGUGAGCGGUAUUACAUAUUCAAGGUAAUACAGUCAGGAAGGAGGUAACAUAUAGGCUUGAGAAUAGGUCAUUGUACUCCUGAAUUCUUGUUGGGCGAGUUCUGUAUGGCACUCAACUGUCGUAAUGGAGGUGAGCAUUUUUUUUGAAGAUAUGUAUGCAUUGCAGUGACAUUCGUACCUUGAGUCCAUGUCCGAAAAGUGUGAAAAGCAUUAAGCUUGGUGAGUGAUGAAGCAGUGAGGCAAGUUAAUGAAAGUUGAAAAAUGAUAGAUUAUGAAGUCAAUUUUCAUAUUGCUGCAAUGCUGGGUGUUUUUUCUUUUUUAGAACAAUAGCAAAACGUGUAUAACUCAUGAAAUAACAUGUAAUUCAUGUUUUCCUAAAGGACCCUUGGACUUGGUUAGUUUUGUAAUAUACGAAUGCUAAAUUCUGCUUGAUUACUAACUUACCAGAAUAAGAGGUGCCUGAUAGAAGUUGAGGUCUGUUGCUUAAGUUAGAAAGGCACAUGCUCGAACAAUAUCAUUUGCUGUGAUAUCCAUGUUGUCAUUGUUCCUCCCCCCCCCCCCCCCCCCCAUAAAGCUUUUCGUGUAACCAAAAGCAUAUUCUGUUUUGUUUUUUUAAUCAUGAGUUUGUAAAUCAUUUUGCUCUGUCUUACCUAGUUGCAGUUUUGAGAUUGCUUGCAAUAAUUGGUCUGACACGUGAGCAAAAAGUGAUUUUAAUGUCAAAAACUUGAGAUGCCAUACAUUGUUACUGUUGCAGUCCAUAUGCACUAACCUUCUGCUCUGCCGUGAAAUUUAUUUUUCGUUUAUUUAUCCGUUACUCUGUGGCUGUAUGUAUAAUCCAUGUGAUACUUGAGUGCCUCAUGAGAAGCAAAUGUUGGACUACACAGAUGUCAUUCUGAACACAUGAGUUGAAAAAUGCAACCCAUCGUGAGAACUUCACGAGAAUAUUGCUUGAACUGUACAGCUAUGGACUGCUCAUAGAAGUGAUCAAAAGACAAUACAUGCUAAAGAGUUCAUUUGUUGUUAGACCUGUCAGGUAGCUCUAGCUUGUGUCAAGCUCUUUAAUUGUUUUUGUUUUUAUUUCAUGUAAAGUUUUUACACAUAUGUGCUAAUCAUUUUGCACUUUUGUAAAAGCAGUCCUUGGGUACAUUUAGAAGUCAUGGAGUCAUGGACUGCUGUUGUAUGUGUAACCACUGUGAUUACAUUUAGCUUGAUAGUCCAUCAACUGCUACAUUUUAAUUGCAAUUUCUACCGCUAUAUAUUGUUAGUUUUAUGAAGAGUUGAAUGCUCAGUUGUGAAAUUGUAUGAGUAACAAAAUGCGUUUAACAAUCAUCUUCGCACGUUUGAGUUGAAUGUGAAAUUGCAGCAGAGUGAGAAUGCUAUUGAAUGUCUUUUGAAUUGCCCUUUGCAAAGCAAACAGCAGCUCAAACCCUUCAUGUACCUUGUGUUAUCGUGCCAGAUUUGAUCAUUAGAAAUGAAUGAAUGGCAGUAAUUUUACGUCCCUGUGGAGUUUUAAAUUUACUUACAUUUCCAAAUGACUACGGCAGCUACAGUAACAGUUAGCAUUAUCAUAUGGCGAAAGUUUACUCUUUUCAGUGACACAGGUGACACUCUACAGUUCUGUUGAGGGGAGUUUAGCGUAGUAGAAAUAUCUAAGUGAAAAACUCACUUCCUUUUGAUUUGCCGAACAAGUGUAUCUUUGUACUGACAUGCAUCUUUUUUGGAAUCAUCAUUUAUGGGUAUGAUACUUUUUGGGAGUUAGGUAUAUUGACAGCUGCUGACUAUGCUGCUGACAUGUCUGAGAAAAGUUAUUUUUUAUAAAUUCAACUGUUCAAAGA